Prunus dulcis (almond) is the source of this 564-nucleotide messenger RNA. RefSeq lists its product as uncharacterized. The record is from RefSeq and is a predicted model, not a curated record. Gene Ontology annotation, molecular function: zinc ion binding; nucleic acid binding. NCBI's taxonomy places the organism in Eukaryota, Viridiplantae, Streptophyta, Magnoliopsida, Rosales, Rosaceae. The transcript has 2 exons. The coding region runs from base 1 to 564 and encodes 187 amino acids.
AUGAACUCUGAGCUUCAGAAGCAACAUGAGCACAUGGAUGCUGCAAUUGAUAUCAUCCUUCAUCUACCAGAGCUGAAUGGUGAGGGUACUUGUAACAGAUGGUUUAGUGCUGUUUGUGAGCUUGUGAAGACCAAGAUGUUGGAGAACUUAGGAACUCCACUAGAUGGGGAAUUGGCCCAAGACUUUAUCCUUGCAUCCCUCUUAGACCAAUUCUCCCAGUUUGUUAUGAACUCCAACAUGGGAAAAAUGGACAACACUCUUGCUGAGUUGUUGCACAUGCUGGUCACAGCUGAAAAGAAUUUCAAAAGGGAAAGUGGGAGUGGGAUUAUGGCUGCCUUCGAGAAAGGCCCUUCUUCCUGUACCAAACCUAAGUCUAAAACCAAAGGCAAAGGCAAGGGAAAGGAGAAGAAGACUACUGUAGCCAAGCCCAAUGGUAAAAUCACCAAAAAGAAGGCAAAGGAGCCCAAAGGAAUAUGCUUUUAUUGCAACGAAGAUGGGCACUGGAAGAGGAAUUACAAGAAAUAUCUUGCAAGCCUGAACAACAACAAGAAGUAUCAGUUCUAA